AUGGAGGUGGAGGAUCCCCUACAUGUCAUUUUUAAAUGUAGGGGUAUAGAUAUAGUUUGGAGGUCAUCUCCUUUUGAUAAACUCACGCCUACAGAUUUCGCUUCUGUAUGGAAUUGGAUGGAAAAGUUGCACCAGUCCUUGAGUGCGGACGAGUUUCACCUUGCGAUUAUUAUAGCAUGGAAAGCGUGGGAUAUUCGAAAUAAGGAAUUUAAGGGCGAAAAAGGGGUUGCGAUAAUGGACGAGGUUGUACAAUGGUCUCGCGCAUACCUUGAUGCCUUCAAGCUUGCACAACUGCCAUCAAACACACAGCUGAGCCUUCCAUUACCUAGUGUGUGGCGCACACCUCCCGUUGGGGUGGUGAAGAUUAAUUUUGACGCUGCCUUACAUAGGGGGAAAAACUGCUAUUCUGUGGCCAUUGUUGCGCGAAACACCGACGGGAAAAGUAUAGGAUGGCGGGUUGACACGAUUGAUGGUUCACUCUUGGCUGUGGAAUGUGAAGCUAUGGCGGCUCUAGCAGCUGUCAAGAUGGCAAAGGAUUUUGGAUGGACUUCGAUCAUAGUGGAAGGGGAUUGUCUCCAAGUUAUUCAAGCGCUUCGGAAUAAAAAUUGUGACUGUUCAUCAUUUGGUGCGUUGAUGGAGGACUGCCUCCAAAUUGCCAACUCUUUAGAAUCAUGCUCAUUUGUUUUUAUUAAACGGUGUGGUAAUAGGUUAGCUUAUGCUUUGGCUAAGUUUUUGCAUAAUCAUUGUAUUUCUGGAAUUGAUCUUCCUCCAAAAGUUGUGGCUAUUGCCUAA
Molecule: messenger RNA, 792 nt
Organism: Erythranthe guttata (spotted monkey flower)
Lineage: Eukaryota; Viridiplantae; Streptophyta; Magnoliopsida; Lamiales; Phrymaceae
Molecular function (GO): nucleic acid binding; RNA-DNA hybrid ribonuclease activity
Source: RefSeq, a predicted model, not a curated record